AGAGCAUGUGAGAGAGAGAGAGAGAGAGAGAGAGAGAGAGAGAGAGAGAGAGAGAGAGAAGUGAACGUAGGGGAGAGACUUGAGAAAUAGGAGGAGCUUCUGGGCGACUAGAAAUGUCAAUCAGAGCAAAAGGCGUCCCAAUAAUCUAAAGCAAUCUGUAAGGACCUGACCUUAGUCCAUUCAGAUCAAUAGGGAAGCGAGGGAGGGAAGCGGCCGGCGGAUCGUUUACGCGCGGCCCGUUUUCGGAGGAAAUAUAGACUUCCCUUACACUUUUGUACUCACUGUACACUGGAUAUCGUAGCGCGCAUCGAGAAAGCGAUUUUUGUGUGUGUGUGCGUGUGCGUGCGUGUAUGUGUGCGCGUGUACGUGUGUGCGAUUUCAGCAGACUGCUGUUUUUUCCCCCCUUCGUUCCCCAACUACAAUGUCUUUCCCACAGUUGGGAUACCAGUACAUCCGACCGAUAUACCCGCAAGAACGGCAAGGGAUCGGCAACGCGCGCAGCGGGAGCGAGCUCAGUCCGUCCGGCACGCUCUCCAACGUUCUCUCCACCAUGUACGGAUCACCUUUCAGCGCUGCACACACCUACGGAGCGUUUCUUCCUUAUUCAAACGACCUGUCGAUUUUCAGUCAGUUGGGAGCUCAGUAUGAGCUAAAAGACAGUCCAGGUGUCCAGCACCCAGCGUUUGCCCAUCCUCACCCUGCUUUCUACCCCUACGGCCAGUACCAGUUCGGAGACCCAUCCAGACCCAAAAAUGCCACCAGGGAGAGCACAAGCACGCUGAAGGCCUGGCUCAGCGAGCACCGCAAGAACCCGUAUCCUACCAAGGGCGAGAAGAUCAUGCUGGCCAUCAUCACCAAGAUGACCCUCACCCAGGUGUCCACAUGGUUCGCUAACGCCCGGAGGAGACUGAAGAAGGAGAACAAGAUGACCUGGACGCCGCGCAACCGCACGGACGAAGAAGGCAACGUGUACGGCAGCGACCACGAAGGCGACGAUGGCGACAAGCGCGAGGACGAGGAAGAGAUCGACUUGGAGAACAUCGACACGGAGCACAUCGAGAGCAAGGACGAGCUGGACGAGCAGGACGAGCUCCACUCGGACUCCAAGCUGGACGCCAGCUGCGACUCGGAAAUCUCGGACGGCUAUGAGGAUUUACACGGGCCCGAGCCGAAGCUUUUAAAAGCCGUGGCCCAAGAGGGCACAGACGCGGACGCAGACGCUGAGCGGCCCGAUCACUUCCACCACCAUCAUCACCACCUACAUCACCACCAUCACCAUCACCUUCCUCAUUCAUUAAACCUCAAAACGCAGCCUCCCAGCAGCGAGCAGAUCAAACUCAACCCGGUGUCCAACUCUCCUCCGGCUGAAAACAACGCAGCCCCGGUGCAAAAACCUAAGAUCUGGUCUUUGGCUGAGACAGCCACGAGCCCGGACAAUCCCCGGAAAUCUCCACUCGUCAACGGGAGCUCAUCCCAGGCCGUCAUGCCUCCUCAUAGACUCGUUUCAUGCCCGGUGGGCAAACUGCAGAACUGGACGAGCCGUGCGUUCUCGGCGCACCAGCUCGCGCUGCUCAACUCAAACCACUAUUUAGGACUGGCCAAUCAGGCUUCAGCCAACGGCCUCGCGCUCUACACUGGCAACAGGCACACGGAAGAGCGCAAUGUCAGCUCAGAGACUGCACACUCAGGUACAUCACAUCCCCCUCACUGAGCCUGUGCCCACAUUUGAAUACUCCUCGUGAACAUGUUCCUCACGAACACUGUUUUCGUUUUCCUAUCCAGUGCAUAUAUCAAUAUAAAUAUAUCAAUAUUUUUUUUCUUCUUCUUGUUCUACAAAACUCCGUGCUUUCAAAAAUUUAAGAGGCUAAACACUUGUAUACAAGAAGGAGCAUGCGCAUUUAAGAGAGGGGGCAAGAAAAGCAUCAAAAACUCUUUAGAUUUUGUCAAGGCUGUUUUAAAAAGAAAAUAAAAGAAAAAAAAAAGAUUUCAAAAAGUCGAGCAGUGUAAAACCUUCACUCAUAGUCUAAUUUCAAUCAGGUAUCCAGAACGAUUAUUUAAUUGUCCUUGCUGUUAUUUCGGAGAGAUCUAGUGCCUUGGAAGCAGAGAGAAAGAAAGAAGAAAGAAAAAAAAAACAGCCCGUCAUAAUCAUAAGUGUAUCUUGGCAAUUUCAUUUUCAAGUUCAUAAUAGUUAUAAUAAUUAUUUUUAUUUGAUUUACGUAAUUGUGUACUAUUGGAUAGCCACACGAGUUUCAAUCACGGUUCCAUAUUGUGCGCUUUUUUCCUCUUCUUCUUCUUAUUAUUAUUUUUUUUACUUUUAUUGUUUUGUUUUGUUUUGUUUUUUUUUCUUGUGUAGCUGAAUGUCCAAUAUCGCAAAGAGGGUUCAAACAUCACAAAACGCGUCGUUUGGCAAUAAUUCAAACGAAAAACAGUAUACAAAAACAAUUCCUUCCCAACAACCAUAAUUACUUUGCUAUUUAAAACUUUCACUUUCUUGAUCCCAAACCUUUUCUAACUUUCCCCAUGUCUCUUAGGCCUCAGGACCAACCUGAAGCUGCCAUGUUAUUAUCCAACCCCCUUUUCCACCUUAUAGAGACUCUUUUUUUUAAUAAAUCUUCAUUUUAACCUGUCGUAAGGAAUGUAAAAAAAAAAAAAAAAAAAAAAAAAAAAAAAUGAAUAACACACCCUGUGUACUUACCUUGUAAGCAUGUCCUUGUGUAUAAUUGCUAAUGCAAUGCUGUAAAAAAUUGUAGUCUGUGAGGUUUUUUUUUUUUCUUCCUCUUUUUUUUCCCUUUUCUUUUGUUUUGUGAGGAUUCGAUGUUGAAAUGUUUUGUAUAUAUAUAACGUAAAGAAAGAAAAUGUACAUACUUGUGAUUCAAAAUUGUACAAGAAAGUCUAUAUUUUGGCUAAUAAAUGAACUGCGGCAACUUAAA
Molecule: messenger RNA, 2930 nt
Organism: Ictalurus punctatus (channel catfish)
Lineage: Eukaryota; Metazoa; Chordata; Actinopteri; Siluriformes; Ictaluridae
Gene: irx3a
Product: iroquois homeobox 3a
Exons: 2
Coding region: 422-1711 (429 amino acids)
Biological process (GO): cell development; regulation of transcription by RNA polymerase II; neuron differentiation
Cellular component (GO): nucleus
Molecular function (GO): DNA-binding transcription factor activity, RNA polymerase II-specific; RNA polymerase II cis-regulatory region sequence-specific DNA binding
Source: RefSeq, a predicted model, not a curated record